This is a messenger RNA of Chara braunii, 2065 nucleotides long. Lineage: Eukaryota; Viridiplantae; Streptophyta; Charophyceae; Charales; Characeae. The record is from the annotation of a GenBank genome assembly.
GGUAGAAGGAGGGUUUAUGGGGGAGAUAGAGCGGUGUGGGAUAUUUUUAGGGUUUUUAUCCCGAGAGAAACGUGAUAAGAUCAUGAGGGAUCUUCCGUCCAGGGUGGUGUUUGGUCAAGUCAAGCUUUUAAUCCACGACACAGAGGGACAAAGCGUUAAAGCACACCUCGCAAGGAUUCUCGACAAACUAGGCAAGGAAGUAACUGCGGACAAUGGGGGAGGAAGACCUCAGUAUGAGGAUAGAAGACCCCGAAUUGAAGGAAGAGAUGUCGGCACAGGCUCGCCUAGGAGGGGGGAGUCGAUCAGAGGCGAUAGCGAUUGGAAGAAAGGAGAAAGAGGAGAUUGGAAAAGGAACGACGGAGAAUGGGGGACCUCUUCCAAAUGGUCCAACAUUAAAGGUAGUCGGUGGAAACCGAAGGAAGAGAUAGAGGUUAGGAGGUAUAAAAGACGAGAGGAGGAGAUGGCGAGGCAGAUAGAGGUUCUGAAGGCGGCGGUAGAGAAGUUACAAAGUAGUAAUCAAAGAAGGGAAGAGACCCCGACUCGAGCCGCUCCCCGAACAGAGAAUCGCGGGGACCCUAGUCCGAAGUGGACUUGGAAUCGUAAGGCCUGUAUCUACUGUGGGGAUGAGGACCACCAAAAGAGAGACUGUCGUGCGAUGAUGGAAGCCCUGACGGAAGACAUCAUCGAGUUAGAUGAUCGGAAGUAUGUGAUGUGGGCAGAUGAAGGAAAGUCAAUGCCCUUCCUACCCUCGAUGAAGAUCAAUGUGGAUAUCAGGAGGCGAAGGAUGAAUGAGGCAAAGAGAAAACAAGCACAAGAGUCAGCGGCAGCGAAGGUUUCCCGAGUGACAUUUGAGGAGGACCUUGAAGGGUUACCGGAAAGUCCUGGGAUGAGGAUUUCAUCUAUUAAGUUUGAGGAUACAGAGGAUAAUGGUGAAGUUUACGUUUGUACUCAGGGUGUUGGCGAAUCGAGUAAAGGAAAGAAAGAAGACCCAGACCAACCAAUGACGGAUGAGCAAGUGGAGUCGCCUAAGUCACCUCAGUCCCCUAGAAAAAGAGGGGCCAAGAAGUUUCACUUGAAAAGUUCACUAGAUGAGGUAGAUUUGAGAGAGCCGUUAAGGAGGGCUAUGGAUAUGCCCAUUCCUAUUACCUUAAAAGAAUUCAUAACCAGCUGUGGACCAGUGCGAGAUGAGCUAAUAGGAAUGAUGAAGAAGGAUAAGGUGCCACUAGCGGAGGCUGCGGCUUCAAGCGAGUCGAAGAUAGAAACGAAGACAUUUGUUCUAGCGGCGGAGAAAGGAGGAAUAGAGCAUGUAGAAACCAAUGAUGGCGGAGGCGAUUAUUUCUAUGUUCUUGGUAGCGGGAAGUUGAACGCCACCGUCAAUGGGAUAAGAAUGGAAAUUAUAGUAGACGACGGGUCAGAGUCUACCGUUUGUGAGAAUAAAGUGGUCCGAAAGCUGGGUCUAGAGGUGGACAGGAGUGUAGCCAUGACCAUGGUAUCAGCCAACAAGCUAAAGCAGCCUGCGCUAGGGGUGUGUCAUAAAGCCAAUGUCAUAGUCGCUGGGGUCGAGGCCACUGUACCUGUAUUUACAGUUGAACACUGCUCGUCGGAGCUAAUCCUUGGACGAACAUGGCUAACACGUGUCAAUGCUACCACCGAGAAUAAGCGUGAUGGGAGCCAGACGGUUACCAUAGACGGGCCCGAGGGAAGCAGAGUCACCCUAAAAACUGUGAAUGGAUUUGACAAACGUCAUAAGAUUUCCCUACAGAACAAGGGACUGUUAAAAACGAGAAGUUGUCAGAUGAUUCCCGAGGAAGUCACUCUUAGACCUCAUAAAGUGAAAGGGGGGAAGAUUGAAGUUGAGGACUUGGAGGGCAAGUACGUGGUCAAUAGAAUGGUUUAUGAGAAGGAGGUUGACAACGACGAGUUCGACAGGUGCGUGAACCUAUCUUUUUUGGAGGAAUUCCCCCACAAGGCGGGGGAAAAAGAUACAAAACAGUAGCACAAAAAGUCAAACCAGCCGCGGUCAGCCGUGAUAGAACCAGGGAGAUAGGAAUCACUGAGGAAUAGA